Molecule: messenger RNA, 6642 nt
Organism: Paramecium tetraurelia
Lineage: Eukaryota; Ciliophora; Oligohymenophorea; Peniculida; Parameciidae
Exons: 12
Molecular function (GO): protein binding
Source: RefSeq, a predicted model, not a curated record
AUGCUAAUUUAAUAAAGACAACCACUCAUUUAAUUUGAUGAUUUUAAAUCAUUUUUGGAUAGUUAAUGGAUUAAGAUUAAUUAUUUAAGUCAAGCUCAAUCUAUUUAAUGCCCGAGUGAUUUUGUAUAAUGUCUUGAACAGAACAAAGAAAGAAUAUUAAUUGACUAAGAACAAUUAGCAAUGUUCUAAUCCUCUAAUUAGAAAAUCGUGAUUAUCACAUUCUUCAUUUAUGGAUACCACAUCACUUACAUCGAAAAAUAGCAAUUUCGUUAUAAUUUCUUCAAAAAGUUUAUGUAAUCAAUCGACAAAAUAGAAAUUAAAACUCUGGAAUAUUUAUAACAGAUCAUUGAACCCCAAGACCCCAUUUGCAAAUCAAUUCUGCUUGAAUGCAUCAUAAUGCUGCUUCAUCAAUCGAGUUCACUGUUGGAGAUCAACGCAUAAAACCAAAUAGAGGAGGUGCAAGAUGAUUACAAUGCCAUACCUGAAAGCAAAUUGUUUUACAAAUUGGCAUACAUCCAUUUAGUGAAUUAAAUGAAAGAUGUUUUGCUUAAAUGCUACAAUGAAGGACAAAUCUUGCUCUAAAUAUUCAUCAGAUAAUUACUCCAGAGCGAAGAACUAUGUUCAAAGAUCCCAAAGGAAUGGGCAAUGAAAAUUCGCUAUCAUGACACCAAGUUUAUAAUUGAUUUGAUGCAAGAAUAUUGCGAUUGCUCAGAUAAGCUAAUUCACGUCACUAGAAUACUAUUAAAGUAGACAUUCCAAUAUAAUGAAGAAAGCCAGGGUAAAACAUCAUAUCAGAUAUUUUCUAAUCUAUAAAAAUUGAAUAAUCAAACUCAUUUAAGUCUCUAGGCCUUAAAAAUUUGGUUGAUUUCCAAAAGCCUAACCGUCUUUUAAUAAAUUAGAUAGUUUUUAGAGAAUACAUUUGAGAAUUCUAAUUUUUAAUUUGAAUAUGAUUAAUAAUGUAUCGAUUUAUCAUUUGAAAUAUUAAACAAUAUUAAAUCUUAAGCAUUUAUAAAUGGCACAAAUUACAAUGAAUAAUUGUUAGAAGAGGUCAUAUAUAUCUUUGAUGUUGUUUGGUUAGCACUCGAAUUUCAAACUUGCAAUCAACUUAAUGAUCAAAAGCGUGACUUUUGGUUAAGUUACAUCCAUGGCUUAGAUAAACUCCUUUUCUCCUUAACGCCAGUUUCGAAACAAUCAAACGACAUAAAAAGUUGUGCUGGUCUAUUGGUUAUCUUACGUUAUCACCAUAAUAUUUAAAAGUAUGUGUCAUCAUCUUCAACCAUUUUAUUACAUUUUAUUGACUAACUCUACCCAUUGGAUUAGAGUCUAAUUAAAUAGAACCUGCUUAUCUAAAAUUUGAUUAGAUUAUCCAUCGAAUUUAUAGUGGAUCCAUCCCUAUCAUCAAAUGAAGGGAUAAUGGCCACAAUAGAGAAAGUCUUGAUGUAAGUUCAAUUUAUUAGUCCAAAUCUGAAAUAGAAGAUUUUUCAAUAUAUUUGGACUAAAUUGAAUCCUGAAGAUCGAUUUUACUUACUGGUAUUUUAAAUGGUGGUAACUCUGUAUUUAGAGAAUAAAGAUCACUCAUUAGGAACUAGAAACAGUUUUUUUAUAUCAAUUUUAGAAAUGGAAAGCCAAAAAAAGAUUAUUCAUCCACAAAAAUUCCAUGCCCUUCUUUAAAUUUGUUAGUACUUGUGUCUUGAGAAUGCUUCAAUAAAUGUGGAAUAAAUAUUUUCCUAGAAUGAUCCAUAUGCUAACUGUCUGUAUUUCAAGUAGUUUAAAGUAAACAGAAGUUUCUAAGAUUUUUUUCAAGUGAACAAUUAUUACAGUUUGAUAAUCAAUCUGAUUUCUGGCAUUAAUAAUACUACUAAUUUAGUGUACCAAUUAAAAGAGUUCAUUAAAUUAUUGUGGUUAUUAACUGAAGGAUUGAAAUUAUGUUAGAUUGAUUUUGCUGAUGAAUUUAUAUCAUACUUAGAAUAAAAUUUAUACUUAUUUACAGAUGACUAAAUAAGAGAACUAAUAGAAUUACUUUUCGAUUGUUCUGUUUCUAUGAUAAGUAGAUUUAUAAGACUCAAGAAUGCGACUAAUACAGCUGAGUAAUAUGGAGAGAUUAUCAUCUAAAAUGAAUUUUGUUUAAAGGUUCUCGUUGAAUCCUUCCUAUUUAAUACAACUCCCUCAGAAUAAUUAAGACUUAAAUGUCUCCACUUCUUGGGUAUACUAAUUUCAAUGAAUGAUUAUAAUAAGAUGAUAUUUAGAGAAGCCAUUCGAUUGUCAAACUUUUUAGUGUGUAUGAGGAACCAGAAGAAUAAGAAUUUAUAAAAAUCAAUGGAGGAAGUCUUAAAGAGAUCUUUGUCAUUCAUUCGAAAUGAUUAAAUUUAGAAGUUAAUCUAGAAUGCACCUAAGGAAUCGUAAAAAAACAAAGUGUUUAGAUAGUCUGCAUUCUCACAAUAUGUAGGAGCUACCUUGGAAAAUCUAUCAAAUAGUGGUUCUGAAACGAAAUUUUAAAAAUAAUUCCAGUUAUUGGGAAAGGAUAGUGGAAUCAUCAUUAAAAAUUACAAAGAUAUCUGCGUAAAUAAAUCAUGGAAGUACUUUACAAUUUUAAUGGAAUUCAAAAGGGAAGGUUUCCAUUUCAUCAAUUCAAAUGCAAAAUCACUGGAUGAAAUAUAUAAAAAAGAAUAAGUCCUAUUUGCAUAUACUGGACAUAUAGAGAGACAAGAAAAAGGUGGGCAUCAAACAACAAAUUAAAAAUAAAAUAUUGUUUAAGUUGAUUUAAUCACGGUGUCAUUGAUUAAUUAAUUCUUAUAUCCAGAAGAUCCUCUUAAUAAUCUCAUAAAAGUUGCAAUACUCAAUUCUGAAUAAUAAAUGUAAGAAAUCAGCAUCUCUUACACAUAAAAAUCAAAGGAUGAGACUAUUUUACUUAUGUUUAUGUUCGAUGAUAGACAUAAAGGAAAAUUUAUAAUAAAUAUUUAGAAUUAGGUUGAGAAGCCUUUCCAAGUGAAACCAUUCUUAUUAGAAUACAUCAAAAAGCAUUCUGAAAAACAUCCUCUCAGUGUGAAUAUAGGAUCCUACUAUUCAAACUAAUAAUUCUAGAAAACAUUCUAAGGAGUCAUCAAUAAUUUCAUCCUUAUAGAGAACAGAUUACUAGAUAAUUAAAUAAAAUCAAUAUUUUCAAGGAAUUAAAAAAACUUGGUAGAAACUGUUGAAAAGGAAAUUAUGAACUUUGGAGUGGAUGAAAUUUAAAGUAGAGAAAUGCAGUACCUAGAUUUUGAGAAAUUUAAGUCCAGUUAUUAAAUUGCUGAAAUCAAAGAUGUCUUGAAGGUUAUUAGAGCUUAGAACAUACAAGAUUCAAAUUUCAUAAUGAACAUGAUAAAGAAGUAGAUAUAACAUAAGAUAACUUAUGAAUUAAAUUAAGAGGCUAAAGUAAUCUAUUAAGGGGCCAAUAUUAUUGAGGAUACAAGUUUGGCUGAAGUUUUCUUAAGUUUAGAGAAUAUUGAAAUUAUCCUAUUCAUCAUAUCCAUCACAACCUAAACUUAUUUCGAUAUAGAACCAUAAGAAAGGAGAUCUUGUAAGUUAAGAAGUGUUAAGGUUGUAUUAUAAAAUGGUUCUACUUCGAGCAAAGGAGUGUAUAAGAGAACAAAUUACUUCGAUUCCUUAUCAAGAUCAUUGUUUUUUGUGAAGGACUUAAGAAAAUGCAGAGAUGACUACAUAAAUUGCCAACAAUUUCAACUGAAUCUCAUGAAAUAAAACAGUUCUAUGAUAUCCCAAGGGGAAUCUCCAGAAUAAUAAAGAUAAAAUUUUAUCUAGUUGGAAUCAGAGGGUUCAAAUUCAAACACUAAUUCAAUAAAAUUAGCUCCUCAAAAUCAAAUUGCUACAUAAUAAAAUGUAGAAUACCUGGAUUAGACUUCAUUAUUCAACAUACCUAUUAUGUAGGUGCAAAACACAUUCUCCUAGGAAUUGUAAUCUCCUUUUAUUAUGAAAUCAAAUGGUUCUGAGUUCAGAAGGAAUUCUCCAGGUGAGGCACCAUAGAUUGAAAUCCAAAAUUAUGUCUCUUAGAAUGAGAAGUUAGCAUUAGAAUAGAGUAGCAUAUACAGAAAAGAUAAAAGUUAAUUUAUUGGAAGAAGAAAUACAAGAAACUAAACUUGUAAUAUAUCAGCUAAACAUGCAAUAUAAAUUACCAAGAAUUUAUAAAAUAUGGCUGAAAUAUAGAGUGAUAAAAAUAUCGAGUGGCAUCAAUAAUAGAGUGAAUCAAUGCUAUUGGAUUCUAAUUUAUAUCAUUGUGAAUGGAUUAGGGUAAAGAUGCAAGUAUAUGGUGAAUUAAAAUUAUUAGAAAAGGGCAAAGUCAUUCAAUUCCAAAGUGAUGGCUAAGAACGUCCAGAUAAGGAAUUCUAUAUAUAUGGAACAAUACCUUAUAAUUUAAAAAAAUUGAAGAAGAAGAAAAUUAUAAACACCUCUUAAAUUUUGGAAAUUCAAACUAGGAGAUACUCACAUAAAGAAAUUGCUAUUGAGAUAUUCUGCAAAAACACUAAAUCUUACUUUUUCGUUUUAUAUGAUUAAGAGAGAAGAACGCAAUUUUUGAAUUAAAUCAAGUAGAACAAUUUUUUCACAAUUGUGAUAGACAAAAGAGGAGAAUUUCAAGCAAAGGAAUAUACUAAGAAAUGGGUGAAAGGCAAGUUGUCCAAUUUUGAGUAUCUAAUGUUAAUCAACAAAUAUUCUGGAAGAUCUUUUAAUGAUUUGAAUUAGUAUCCAAUAUUCCCCUGGGUUAUUAGUGACUAUAAAAGCAAGACUAUUGAUUUAACAAAAAGAGAGAUAUACAGGGAUUUAGAGAAGAUGAUUAGUUCCUAAAAUGAGGAGAGACUGAAAAACUGUAAAAUUAGGUCUGAAUCCUUGAAAUAAACUUAGAAUGAAUUCUUUUUAUUUGGAUCUCAUUAUAGCGUUGCUGCUUAAAUAAUUAAUACUCUAGUGAGAAUAGAGCCAUUUACAACAUUGUCUUGCGAAUUACAAGAUGGUAAAUUAGAUUAACCUGAUAGAAUAUUUUUCUCAAUCUCAAACAUUUGGGAAUCUUGCUAAAAUGAUAAUUAAGAUUAUAGAGAACUCAUUCCUGAGUAUUUUUAUUUGCCAGAAUUUCUGAAGAAUAUUAAUAAGAUAUAAUUUGGUCAGAGAUAGAAUCAAGAUUAAGUAGAUGAUGUAGUAUUACCUCCAUGGGCAUCAAGUUGCGAGGAGUUUAUUGAAAUUAAUAGGUAGGCUCUUGAGUCUAGUUAUGUAAGUGAGAAAUUGCAUAAUUGGAUUAAUUUAAUUUUUGGGCCUUAUGCCUAUGGUGAAGAGGCAAAGAAAAAGGAUAACCUAUAUCAUUGGUUAACCUAUGAUUCGUGUAUAACAUACAUAGAGAAAUUACCAAGUUAAGAAAGAUUGGGAUAUUUAGCUUAAAUAUAGUAGUUUGGUUAGGUGCCAUUUCAACUAUUUACAAAGCCUCAUUGGCCUAAACAAAAAUAGGAGUCCUUUUAGUUUACACCAAUAAACUUAAUCAAACUCCUAAGUGAAAGAAAGUCUCUCAAUUCUAAGAAAAUUAUGAAGUUUGAUAAAAAAGUAGCUAUAAAAAUCUACAAGGAGAGUGAAAAUUUAUAUGUUUUAUUGAAUGACAAAUAAGUGUACAAAUUAAAAUUUAAUAGUAAUUAAGAGAGAAGAGAAAGUGAUGACAAAUUGGCAAAUGCCUCAUCAUUUUCUAUUAGAGGAAAUGAGAAACUGCAUUCAAAAGAAUUAUAAUUUCAGUUCGAUGACCAUGUUCUAUUUGUUUGUGGGUAUUUAAGUGGCGCAGUUUACAUAUAUAACUUAAUUGCAGACAAAUCUUAAUCAGCUUAGAUUAGUCAUAAAAUCAAAUUACAUAAAAAGAGAGUCACUUGUUUAUCAUAUUCCCCUAAAUUGAAAAUAUUAUGUUUAGGAGCAAAAGACAAUAGAGUGACUAUAUGGAAGGCCAUUCAUUCAAAUGAUAAGUUAAUUUCGUUCUUCUCCACCCCAUCUUUAAUACUCUAUGGACAUGAUAGAACCAUCAAAUGCGUUCAUAUUGAUGAUACUUUGUAAGUUGUCAUAAGUUUGGAUAAAAUUGGGAAACUAUAAAUUCACUCUAUCAUUUCUGGAUUAUUCCUGAAUGAUAUUAAACUUGAUUUAAUGGAUGGAGAAAAAGUACAGAAUAUUGUCACCAAUGGGAAUGGGUUAAUUGUAUUAUAUACAAGCAAAAAUUAAAUUAUAGCAACCAGAGUUAAUGGUUUGAAUAUUUAGAGAUAUUCUUACAACAACAUGGGCACUAUAACUGAAAUCAGCAUAUACUAAUAGUCUCACCUAUUGGUGUCCACUCUUAAGGGAGAGAUACUUAUAAUUUAGGAUAUAGCUAGUCUACCGGAUCAACCCCCUAUAUUUUUCCACUUGUAUCAAAAUACAUCCAAUGUCGGAAUUAAGACAUUCACUUAAUAUAUGGAGAAUGAAUCUUUUGUUCUACUAGCUAGUUUGAUGGAUGGAUCCUUAUAUAAAGUUGUUAUAAGUUGCGAAACAAAUGUUGAAUUUUAACAUUAUUUAAACAGGUUAGGAAUGUGAGCAAAAUUGUAAAUUGAUUAAUUAACUUUAUCUAUAAAAAUUAAGUUAUCAUAUAAACAAUCAGUA